Molecule: messenger RNA, 2365 nt
Organism: Paramacrobiotus metropolitanus
Lineage: Eukaryota; Metazoa; Tardigrada; Eutardigrada; Parachela; Macrobiotidae
Product: rho guanine nucleotide exchange factor 4-like
Exons: 6
Biological process (GO): intracellular signal transduction
Cellular component (GO): cytoplasm
Molecular function (GO): guanyl-nucleotide exchange factor activity
Source: RefSeq, a predicted model, not a curated record
CCAUUAAACGGAUUAUGCGUGCGUGUGCUUCCGGAUGCUGUACACCCUUUAACGGCCUACGCCUACUGCCGCCCACACCCACGCCCUUCUCCCAGCAUCCAGCGCUCCAAAUCGGACGCCAGCCGGCACAAGCUCCUCCCCCGCCGGCCCCUCUCCACCCUCGUCCCGACCCUCACCGUGCCUAAUGAUCUGUGCUCACAGGGGACCGAUCCAGACGCCCUCGCCUCCCCCGGGGAGGAUGGUGUGAUGCAGAGGAUGCGCAAGAGUCUGUCCAGUCUGCGCACCGGCGUCCUGGCCAAGCUGCAGCGGCCCAGCACGCAGUACGCCCGCAAGAGUUCCUAUCCCUGUGAUCUCGAGGAUGACAGCGGCGCCGCCCCGGAGGCGGUGAUCCUGCCGACACAACCGGCGCGGCAUGCGGUCAGUAAUAGUGUCUUCUACGAUGGCCUCCUGAAACCGGUAGAACCGGUCCGCAAACCGACCAGCGCGGAUAGUGGGAUUGUCGAUCUGGGCCACGACGCCGACGAGAUGUCCAGUUCGUCGCGCCAGCACCGGCCGACGUCCACGGAAUACUCCAGCGCCGUCUCGGGGUGUGGGUCACCCAUGCGCCGUUCACGCAGCUGCCAGCCGAACGGGCGGUUGGUCUCCUUCGCCAUUGCACAGGUGGAUGACAAGUCCAGUGAUCUGGAUCGGUCGGUCUCGGCGCGCUCGUCGCGCACCUCCGACCUGUCCAACAGUUCGGCCUCAUCGCACAACGCUCACACCGCGGCAAAUGGACAGCCGCCGGCCGAUACACCGGCCAGUCCGCUGUACAUCGAGUCGCUGUGGUCGCAGGUCAAGUACGAAGUGGACUGCGAGCAGAACGUCAGUGAGUCCUCCCUGGAAGGGAUGCGCGCCAACAUCGUCAAGGAGAUCCUCAAGAAUGAGCGGGAUUUCGUCGACAAUCUCAAGGAUGUCAUCGAAGGGUAUCUAUAUAAAUGCCGGCAGCGUCCCGACAUGUUCUCCAAAGGCCGCAUCGAGUGUAUCUUCGGGAACCUCGAGCAACUGUACGAAUUUCAGUGCGAAUUCCUCACCGACCUGGAGGCCAGCAUCAUCACCAACAACGUACACCGCAGCGAGAUCGGCCACUGCUUCCUGCUGCACCAGCGCGGCUUCUCCGACCUGUACUCCGACUACUGCAACAACCACACGCAGUCGGCCAUGGAGCUGCAGCAGCUCAAGCAGAUCAAGCAGUACGCGCACUUCUUCGAGGCCUGCCGUAUGCUGCAGGAUAUGAUGGAGAUCUCGCUGGACGGAUUUUUAUUACAACCCGUACAGAAGAUCUGCAAGUAUCCACUGCAGCUCACCGAACUCCUCAAGUACACGCCGCACGGGCAUCCGGACUGUCAGAGCGUCAAAUUGGCGCUCAAUGCGAUGAAAUCCGUCACCGGUGUUAUUAACGAACGCAAACGCCGGCUAGAAUGCCUAGAAAAAAUCGCCCUGUGGCAGGAAACGAUCGACCUGUGGGACGGCGAGGACCUGGUAGAACGCAGUUCCCAGUUAAUCCACUACGGCGAGCUCUCCAAGCUCUCCAGCAAGAACAGCUGGACCCACGAGUACAUCUUCUUCCUGUUCGACCACCAGCUGAUCUACUGUCGCCGCGAUAUGAUUAAGCGCACGCUCUUCUCCUACAAGGGCCGUUUCGACAUGGACCAGGUGGACAUUGUGGAUCUGGAGCAGAACGACGCCGGGAUCAAGCACGGCUGGGUGGUGGUGUGCCCCGAUAAGGAGCAGUCGACGAUAUUACUGGCCAAGUCCGUGGAGGAGAAGAAGAAGUGGAUGGAGGCCUUUGAUGAGGAGCGCCGGCGGGUGACGGCCGAUCUGGAGACCGGGUUCGCUAUUGCGCCCAAGGACCGCUUGGCGGCCAUACAGACGGCCAAAAUGCUGACGGCCGGCAAGGAAAAACGCGGCAAAUCGAAAGAUGCUCUGAAAGAUCUCACGGACCACACCCAACUGGUACAGUCGAUGCGGGCCAAGAGCAUCAGCAUGACGCUGCCGGUGCGCAUCCGCGUCAACCAGGCAGCCCGCCAGGAACGCCGCAGUAUCGCCACGAAAUUACCCUUUGCGACCAAAAAGUCAUAAAGCCUAGCGUGUCCCUGUUCUCCAUGUAAUGAUGAAUGCAUAGCAUUCUGCUCGUCGUUUUUUGUACGUUGGGAUAAUUAUGUCUUCUUCUUUUGUGAAUCACUAACUGUGGAGUAUUCGACAUGGGUGUAUAGUCAUUAGUCGGUAGGUAAUUUAGCCAGUUAAAAAGUGCGUUAUUAAUUUUGUGAUUCCUUAACUUUUAUAACUCGGUGUGCAUUGUAUGUACGAGCAAAGAAUACCGUUAUGA